This is a messenger RNA of Exaiptasia diaphana, 1719 nucleotides long. Its product is annotated as homeobox protein DLX-4. The transcript has 3 exons. Gene Ontology annotation, biological process: regulation of DNA-templated transcription. The record is from RefSeq and is a predicted model, not a curated record. Gene Ontology annotation, molecular function: sequence-specific DNA binding; DNA-binding transcription factor activity, RNA polymerase II-specific. NCBI's taxonomy places the organism in Eukaryota, Metazoa, Cnidaria, Anthozoa, Actiniaria, Aiptasiidae. The coding region runs from base 101 to 781 and encodes 226 amino acids.
ACUUGAGCAUCACUGGACUAGUUUCCCUUUGUUCGUCAUAUAUAGACAUCCCAUAAACCAGAAUCACAUUGAACGAGCUUUGAACGUUCUUACAGUAAGCAUGACUGCAAGGGAUGAAGAUUCUACACAAGAAAGACGAGUAUCGUCCUUUCGUAUUGAUGAUAUCCUUGCCACACCGAAUCCUCCACGCGAACCUGAACCGCAACGUGCUGUUCCUUCUACAACUCAACCCGCACAGCUAAGCUUUGGAGUCGACCAGCUUCUUGCAAAUCGCGAUCAUGAGCGUCGAAGUCCUUUACAUUGCUAUGUUCCUUGUGAUUACUAUCAGUCCGCGUUCUGGAAUCCUCAUAUAUACACUGCGCAUGCGCUUUCAUCGCUACAGAGUGGAUGUGAAGCGUGUUAUAAUCACUCCUCGUCUUAUCCAUAUAUGGCAUCAGUAGGUUAUACAGGUCUGUACAAUUAUGAAAGAUCACCACUCAACAAAGCUCAUCUCACAAGCSCAGUCCUCCCCAGCCAACAUAAAGUGCGCAAACCACGGAGACCCUGGACUCGAGCAGUUUUUUCUAACCUGCAACGCAAAGGUCUAGAAAAAAGAUUUCAAGUUCAAAAGUACUUAACAAAAUCUGAUCGUCACCAACUUGCUUCAAUGCUUGGACUUAGUGAUAAUCAAGUCAAAGUCUGGUUCCAAAAUCGAAGAAUGAAAUGGCGACAGGACGCUCGAGAAAGUGUAGCGGAGAUAUCUGAUACUAAAAAUGAAAGCACUCUUGAAAGCCCGAAAUGACUCUCAUGUAUAUAACCACGUCUGCCUCGAGGGAUUUGUUGAUAGUACAAUUUUAACCUAUAUAUAUAGAAAAGGUUGAAUGAACAUAGUGUAGUUUGUAAAGUUGUACGCAWAAUCAUGUCAUAUGUACAGUUGUACAAAAUUGGCCAACAAAACUGUACAUUUUGCAACUCUAUGAAAUUUCACAGAAAAGGGAGCAAUCACUUCAGAGGAUCUUAUUUGUGAACACCCUUUUGAGCAUUUUUCUUUCCGUUUCUURUGUUUUUGCAUCGCGGUGUUCAUGACAGCCGCCAUGAACAAUUUAACUGUUUGUGAAAAAAAAAUCAUUUUAACUGGGAACUCGUAUAGGACAUUUAGCAAAAGCUUGAUUUUAACCGGGGAGAUUGGCCUAUCAGUGGUACAAACAUUSCUAACAUGCAGUGGCGGAUCCAGGAUUUUUCAAAGUGGGGGUUCCACUUUGUUUUCGCAUUUUCCUACCUAAAACCAACAUUUUUACUGUGCCUCUCGAACUGUAGCAAAUGUAACGCGAAUGUAGUUAUAGGUAGCGCAUCUCUUACAUUGUACAAAACGCUUACAGUUUUGUGUGGGUACAAUGCAGCCAUGUGGUAAAAGUGCAAUAUAAAGCUGCUUACCUAUUGUCGAAUGCGUUUUCAUUUCAUUUCAUUUAUCAGUGAUAGAUUUUUUAAUUUUUAUGCUCGAGAGGGUUCCUAGGAACCCAUGGAACCCCCCCUGGAUCCGCCACUGGCAUGGGUACAUGGAUGAAACUCUUAUUAUAAAUCCAAAUAUGGAUUACUGUAAAAUAAACUCCUUCUAAUAUUGAGCACCAAUGUAAAGAAAUUGAAUACUUAAAAGCUGAAAUGGGAAGAAAAUUUCAGGAAAGCCUUGAGCUGAAUUCUCGAAACGCACUCCUUAAAAGAAAGUAAAAUGUUUCAUUCAAG